AAACUCGCCACCAUCACCAUUACCAGCACUAUUACCAGCACCAUCGCCAUUAGUGCCAUUGCCAUUCUUCUUUCCUUUCUUCUUCUUCCUCCACUGCUUGUAUCAUACUCCUGUUCAACAUCUUGUGGAUGCAUACACAACCUCUCACGUCUCUUUUCCCAUUUUAUUUUUGUUAUUGUUAUUAUUAUCAUUAUUCUUUUAAGCAGCUCCUUCUAAUGUCCACCCAGGAAAAAUCGGUCCUCGCGAGCAGAGCCUCAUAUGUUUGCCGUGUCGCUGGCUGUGGCGAGACCUUCACAGUCCUGUUUGACUGGACAAGGCACGUCCGCAGACAUGCCUCCAUGAGACUCUCGAACCCUGUAGCCCCGGAAACGCAACAGAUCGUCGCACAAGCACAGGCACAAGCACUCGCCCAAAUACAGUCAAGGUCCGCCACACCCUCGCCGUUAACGCCUGCCAGUACCGCCUCCUCAAAAUCACCGCCUGCAACCCAUCCCAUGUUCAUAGCCAUGCCAGCAGCAGCGGAUCAGACUGCACACACACCUGCAAUACAGGCUAUGUUAUCAGUAUCGGAUAUCUCAGGAACAGCCUCGAUCUCUCAGCCCAGUUCACACCUUCUCACACCUCCAUCAUCCGUACUGCCCACAACUACCACACCCAAGACCACACAGACUACAAGGGCAGCAAAGACGGCCAUGAAGAAGGAACUCAAACGGAACAAAACAAAACCGCCGUCAACAGAACCAUCGCCUGUAACGGAAUCAGCACCCCAUAUCCCAACUACCUUGCCUGCCAUUGGGGUUCCCGAGCAGAUACCUGACUACUACGCAUCUCUGAAAACCCUGAACGGUGCUCAACCCACUAUCAUCAAACCCAACGUCGCUACUCCGGACAGUACAUCGGUAGAGAAUCCUACCAAGAUAAAGGCCACCGCAUCGAAAUCAAAACCAAAAAAAGCAUCAAGAAAGCCGGCAGCAACAGCAUUUUCAAGAACAUCUACGCCGAUUUCAUCUUCCUCAGCACACUCUGGUCCCUCAACUCCAACGCCCUCCCCUCUCCAGCAUUCUCAGGGUCAAAAGAGGAAGUAUAGGACUGAUUCGGAUAUUGAGGAGCUCACAGACACCGACAUGGACAUGGAUAUGGACAUGGAUAUACGCACAGACAUGGAGAUCGAGGUAGAUAUCGAAGGUUUAACGAGCGACGAUCAAAAGAACGACGUUUCAAGCAAGCAAGAAAGGCAGGCGGUAAUAACCGACGACGACGACGACAACGACGGUGAUGAUGAUGAUGAUGAUGUUAGUAAUGAUAGCGACGAUCGCAAGCCCGUAACGGAUCUUGGGGGCGAAGUCGCCCAGAUCAACGACCUCCUAGCCCAGAUCAUAUCUCUAGGUCCGUACCUGGAGUGUACUGUCAGAACAUGUCGGAUGGCCUUUGUUCAUGAGAGCGACCUGAAAAAUCACGCCCAAAUAAGCCAUCAUCACCGCAAGAGAGGUCCACAAUCCGCAGAAUCGUCAUCGUCGUCUUUACCUUCCAAAGCAGCAACACAGCAGCAGCAGCAGCAGCAGCAGCCCAAUCAGAGACGGACAAGGAUGAUGUCGAAAGAAGAAGAGGAUAGAUCGGACAGCAACCCUUUCAUAAAGACGGAGGAGCUAGAACAAAUGAUCAAGACCAAGAGCAAGGGUAGGAUCUUAACUAAAGCUAAGAACGAGGCACAAUCCAAAGAUAAGAGCAAAGGCAGGGACAAAAACAAGAGGAAUGACAGCGACAACAAUAGAGACAAAGGCAAAGGCAAGGGCACGACCAGGAGCAGGAUCAGUGCCAAGGACAAGACCAGGAACAAGAACAAAGACAAAGAGGAGGAGGAGGAGCUCGAGGAGGAGGAUGACUUUAAGCCCAUGUUAUUGGGAAAGUUCUUCACGAGAUAGACGCGCACGUAUACCCUUUACUUCCAUCGUAAUAAAGCGCGCAGUGCUCUCUUAACAGUAA
Messenger RNA from Gamsiella multidivaricata, 1983 nucleotides. RefSeq lists its product as uncharacterized. The transcript has 2 exons. Bases 129 to 1922 code for a protein of 597 amino acids. The record is from RefSeq and is a predicted model, not a curated record. Lineage: Eukaryota; Fungi; Mortierellomycota; Mortierellomycetes; Mortierellales; Mortierellaceae.